UUCACCAUUUCUUUCAAAAUCUCUCUCUCUCUCUCUCUCUCUCUCUCUCUCUCGUGAGCUCUGAGUUUACUUCGUCGAUCUCUGAAUCAAGAGAGGAGCACCUGGUUUUCGCCGUAACAAUGGAUGAUCAAACUCUAGAUACACUGUGUUCGGAAUUCGAUCAGGCUGUGACUCUUUCCGGUCGGAGUAAUGUUGAUGCAUGUGAAACGGUAGAGACACCGAGACAAGACGCGGCACAAUUUGGAGUAAAUAGUCAUGUAGUGGAUAUGAGUGAUGCCUCUAAUGACACCCAAGAAAUUCAGGGGCAGACUCUUCCAAUAUUUCAGAAAAUUGAAGAUCUCAGCAACAAAGUACAGAUUAUUAGGAAGGAACAUGCAGUUUUGUGCAAUGAAGUAAAGGGCAUAACUGCUGAUUCUUUACUUGGCACCGAAGCUUUCUCUGCUCUUCAGAAUAUUAGCAUGGAACAUGAACUUUUGAAAAAGAAGUACCAUGAAGAGUGUGAAUUACUGAAAAAGAAGUAUCUUGAAGAAUGCUCAGAAAGAAAGAAGCUUUACAAUGAGGUGAUUGAACUCAAAGGAAAUAUUAGAGUCUUUUGUCGGUGUAGGCCACUGAAACAAGAUGAAAGCACUUCAGUCGUCGAGUUUGACUCAUCUCAGGAAAACGAGCUACAGGUCACUUGCUCUGAUUCUUCCAGGAAGCUAUUCAAGUUUGAUCAUGUAUUCAGACCAGAGGACAACCAAGAGGCUAUCUUUGCGCAAACUCUGCCUAUAGUGACCUCUGUCUUGGAUGGCUACAACGUCUGCAUAUUUGCCUACGGACAGACAGGUACAGGCAAGACAUACACAAUGGAAGGAACACCAGAAAAUAGGGGGGUAAACUACAGGACGUUGGAUGAGCUUUUUAGAAUAUCCAAUGAGAGGAGCAGCAUUAUGAGAUACGAAUUAUUUGUAAGCAUGUUAGAGGUUUACAAUGAAAAGAUAAGGGAUCUCCUGGUUGAGAACUCGAACCAACCAGUGAAGAAGUUGGAGAUAAAGCAGUCAGCUGAGGGUACACAGGAAGUCCCUGGACUUGUUGAGGCUCGUGUUUAUGGUACAGAUGAGGUGUGGGGCCUACUCUCAUUAGGAAGUCGAGUAAGAUCUGUUGGAUCAACCAAUGCUAAUGAGCAAAGUAGCCGUUCUCACUGCUUGUUGCGUGUGACUGUCAUGGGAGAGAAUUUAGUAAGUGGGCAAAGGACAAGAAGCCAAUUGUGGCUGGUUGAUCUGGCUGGAAGCGAGCGCGUCGGUAGGAUUGAAGUUGAUGGUGAUAGGUUGAAGGAAUCCCAGUUCAUAAAUAAGUCCUUAUCAGCGCUGGGGGAUGUUAUCUCUGCUCUUGCCUCCAAAACAUCUCAUGUUCCAUACAGGAAUUCAAAACUCACACAUAUUCUGCAAAGUUCUCUAGGAGGAGAUUGUAAGACUUUGAUGUUUGUUCAAAUUAGCCCAAAUGUGGCCGACUUAGGAGAAACCCUUUGUUCCUUGAAUUUCGCAAGCCGCGUUCGAGGUGUUGAACAUGGGCCUGCUCGGAGACAGACAGAUCACACUGAGCUGUUAAAAUACAAGCAGCUUGCAGAAAAAGCAAAACAAGAUGAGAAGGAAACCAAAAAGUUGCAGGAAAGUUUGCAGUCUUUGCAAUUAAGGCUAGCUGCUAGAGAACACAUUUGCAGAAAUCUUCAAGAAAAGGUCAGAGAUCUUGAAAACCAAUUAGCAGAGGAAAGGAAAGCAAGAUUGAAACAGGAAAACAGAGUGUUGGCCUCAAUUUCUACUCAGUCAGCUUUACCAACGUCAAACCAAGCACAGAGGACCUCAACAGAUAGAAAGCCACCCCUUGCUCCAUCAAAAUUGAGGUUACCGCUAAGAAGAAUUACGAAUUUUGCACCCAUCCCAUCUCCUGUUCCAGCAAACCAAACUAGGAUGUCUGUUCUACCAGUUGUGGAUGAAGAUAAAGAGAAUAUAUCGAGUACACUAAAGAAAGACACCAAGGCAAGGCCGACUUUGAAACCAAGACGAGGCUCAAUUGCUGUAAGACCAAAUCCUCCUGCAUCAAGUCAGGUCCUUCAACCCAAACGAAGGGCUUCCAUUGCAACUAUUGGCCCAGAAUCCAAUACAAACUUGGCAACUCCACUUCGCAGCUCUAUUAGAUCAAGGAAUGACCGUGCGGUGGGCCGACAGUCUUUUGUGUGGGAUCCACAAAGAGUAUGGAGAACAUCAAGAGUAUCCUCCCCAUUGCCACAGUCGAGGGAGCUGUCAAGUGCAACAAUAGAGGCAACGCCUGUUGGCCAAAGGAGUAGUAAAUUUAAAGUAAGUCCUCCUUCACAGGCAGGUUCAUGGAGGCCCAAGCAUCCAACGGUCGUAGCACUACACAAGAAACACUUGGUCUGGAGUCCUCUGAAGAUGAGAGGCGUGAAAAGUAACAACUGGAAGUCAUAAUUCUCCACUUGCACAACAGAUUUCAGAAUUGUAUACUUUCUCUUAGAUAUCUUAAUUUCUUACCGGAUUUGUUGGUGUAUGCUUCUUGCUUACUGAUAUUAGACCUUUCUGAUGAUCAACAGUUGGGCAAUUUACAAAGUACUUAUGCACAUGCUAUUCUUUUAGCAUUUUGGCAUAAAUGUUGAACAAA
Molecule: messenger RNA, 2652 nt
Organism: Sesamum indicum (sesame)
Lineage: Eukaryota; Viridiplantae; Streptophyta; Magnoliopsida; Lamiales; Pedaliaceae
Product: P-loop containing nucleoside triphosphate hydrolases superfamily protein
Biological process (GO): microtubule-based movement
Cellular component (GO): microtubule cytoskeleton
Molecular function (GO): microtubule motor activity; ATP binding; microtubule binding
Source: RefSeq, a predicted model, not a curated record